This is a messenger RNA of Klebsormidium nitens, 1688 nucleotides long. NCBI's taxonomy places the organism in Eukaryota, Viridiplantae, Streptophyta, Klebsormidiophyceae, Klebsormidiales, Klebsormidiaceae. The record is from the annotation of a GenBank genome assembly.
CGAGUCCCGACUUUAAGUUUGAAAAGGUAAUUUCAAGGAUUUGAGAAAGGCGCGACAGCAGGACGUCACGUUGCGUUCACCCUCAAGGGGGUUGAUCAUGGGCAUCUGAUUGUAACCAGUUCAUCGUGCAGUUGUGAAGAACGUAGAAGGGAAACUUUGAAACCGCAAGGGAAGCCCCCUCGUGUAAGUAACGCGGUCACUAUGGGUGACGAAGUGAAGGAAGAGGUGGAAGUCAAAGCGGAGAAGGAGGAUCUUGGCGUCUUUGAUCCCUCCAAGAAGAAGAAGAAGAAGAAGGUCAGAAUCGCAGAGGACGAGGAAGCGGACGGGGUGGCGGAGAAGAUGGAGAACUUGAAUGUUGGUGAGGAGGAGGUGGCAGCCAACGGGGAUGGGGACUCCUUCGCCGGUCUGAAGAAGAAGAAAAAGAAGAAGAAGCCCGUCGGGGACGAGGCUCCGGAAGAGAACGAGGGCGAGGAUGCGGAGGGGGAUGCGGAGGUGACGACAUCCACGUUUUCGCUGCCUCUAAAGAAGAAGAAGAAGAAGAAGACGCAUACGGAGGAUGAGGAGGCUGCCCCGGAAGGGGAAGAUGCGCACGAUGAGGAGGGAGGGGCCGAUCACGAGGAUGAGGAUGAUGAGGAAGAAGAGGAGCCGACGAAGAAGUACCCCUGGGAGGGCACGGAUCGCGAUUACAAGUAUGAGGAGCUGCUGGACCGCGUGUUCGGCAUUCUUCGUGAGAACAACCCUGAGCUGGCGGGCGAGAAGCGGCGGACCAUCAUGAAGCCGCCGCAGGUGCUGCGGGAAGGGACCAAGAAGACCGUCUUUGCCAACUUCACCGACCUCUGCAAAACGAUGCAUCGUCAGCCGGAGCACGUGAUGGCCUUCCUGUUGGCGGAGCUGGGGACGAGCGGUUCCCUCGACGGGCAGCAGCGCCUCGUCGUCAAGGGCCGUUUCCUGCCCAAGGUCUUUGAGGGAGUCCUGCGGCGGUAUGUCAACGAGUACGUCAUGUGCAACGGGUGCAAGAGUCCCGACACCAUUCUGUCCAAGGAGAACCGGCUGUUCUUCCUGCGGUGCGAACAGUGCGGCUCGUCGCGCUCGGUCGCGCCCAUCAAGGCCGGUUUCGUAGCUAGGGUCGGAAAGAGAAAGGCCACCGCAGGAUAGACAAACCCCGCCCGUCGCAUCUGCAGUACACCAGACAGAGAAACCUUCGCGGUUCGCACGGGUGCUUUUGCACUCGUUUUUGAGAGGAGGAGAAGCGUACGACAGCGUUAGCUUGGUAGGACACGUUUGGCGAUGGGGGUUGGUCGUUGGCGCAGUGCGCCGCAGUGUGGUUUUGUUGCGACAGUCGUGAUGGGCAAGUCCCUGGUCGGUGCUUGUUCCAUGCGCCAUGAAACAAGAAAGCGGACUCGAUGGGGGGGCAGCAGCAGAUAUUUGGGGGACAGGGGUUAUGGAAAGUGUCUCCGGUUUGAAGGGUUGAAUAGAGGAGCUGCUUGCUGGGGGUUCGGUGCGAGAGUUGGUACUUGUAGGCAGUUGAUAGGUUUCCAUUUCAAAAUGCUUGUCACUCUGAACAGGACGUAUCUUUGUAGUUCCUGUACUCUUAUUACUCCAUCCACAGAUCCAACUUUUAGUGGGCACCGCAAUGUUGUCUUCUUUUCAAGGCUUCACCAACUUCGUAGUUCCAUAUCGGCUUGGCG